This is a messenger RNA of Ficedula albicollis (Collared flycatcher), 4691 nucleotides long. RefSeq names its product solute carrier organic anion transporter family member 1C1 (gene SLCO1C1). The record is from RefSeq and is a predicted model, not a curated record. Gene Ontology annotation, biological process: sodium-independent organic anion transport; bile acid and bile salt transport; transmembrane transport. Gene Ontology annotation, cellular component: membrane. The coding region runs from base 16 to 4134 and encodes 1372 amino acids. The transcript is spliced from 28 exons. NCBI's taxonomy places the organism in Eukaryota, Metazoa, Chordata, Aves, Passeriformes, Muscicapidae. Gene Ontology annotation, molecular function: protein binding; bile acid transmembrane transporter activity.
GCAGAGGAUACCAUCAUGGAGAUUUCAUCAAAAGAAAACACUCACUUUUUCUCAAACAACACAGUCUUGCCCGUGGACCGAUCUUCAUUCAAAUCUGAAUCGUCCGCAUCCAAGGAAAAACAGUCGUGUUGUGGAGGUAUAAAGAUAUUUCUUGGUGCAUUGUCUUUUGUUUAUUUUGCUAAAGCACUGUCAGGAAGUUAUCUAAAAAGUACUAUCACACAAAUAGAAAGAAGAUUUGACAUCCCUUCCUCUUUGGUUGGUGUUAUUGAUGGAAGUUUUGAAAUUGGGAACCUCCUAAUCAUAAUUCUAGUGAGCUACUUUGGAGCAAAGCUUCACAGGCCAAGAAUAAUUGGAGCAGGCUGCUUAAUUAUGUCAGCUGGAACAUUCCUAAUCGCCAUGCCCCAGUUCUUCAUGGGACGAUACCGGUACGAAAGAUUCCCUUCCACCAUCAAUUCAACUGUUAGCCCCUCUCCAUGUCUGCAGGAUAAAAGCCAAACUCCACUCUCAGCCUUGGAGAAAUCACAAGCAAAAAUAAAUGCAGGGUGUGAAAAGGAAGCAGGCUCUUCCAUGUGGAUCUAUGUUUUACUUGGGAAUCUCCUGCGUGGAAUAGGUGAAACCCCUAUCCAGCCCCUGGGAAUUGCAUACAUCGAUGAUUAUGCUGUUGAAGAGAAUGCUGCCUUAUAUAUUGGCUGUGUCCAGACAGUUGCCAUUAUUGGGCCAAUAUUCGGCUUUCUCCUGGGAUCCCUGUGUGCCAAGCUAUACGUUGACAUCGGCUUUGUAGAUCUGGACAGCGUCAGCCUAAGUCCCAAGGACGUGCAGUGGGUGGGAGCGUGGUGGCUGGGGUACCUGGUCGCUGGGGUGAUCAGUGUCCUGGCUGGCAUCCCCUUCUGGUUCCUGCCCAAGCACCUCCCAAAAGCUGAGGGCAGGAAGGACUCCAGCACCUCUUCUGAGCACUGCACGUUCAUCACGGAGGAGAGCAAGGACCAGUGCACAUCCGCUUGGCAACAAGCAAAGCUUGCCGAGAUGGCAAAAGACUUCUUGCCAUCACUGAAGAACCUCUUUGGGAAUCCAGUGUACAUUCUGUAUUUGUGUGCAAGUAUCAUUCAGUUCAAUUCUUUAAUUGGCAUGGUGACAUAUAAGCCAAAGUAUAUUGAACAACAGUAUGGGCAGACAUCUUCAAAAACUAACUUUGUUAUAGGUCUUAUUAACAUUCCUGCUGUGGCCUUUGGCAUAUUCUCUGGAGGACUGAUCAUGAAAAAACUCAGAAUUGGUGUUUUAGGGGCUGCAAAACUUUCCUUGGGCUCAUCUUUCUUUGGUUACCUUCUGCUGCUCUCGUUGUUUGCCCUGGGCUGUGAGAACUCGGACGUGGCCGGGCUGACUGUGUCGUACCACGGAACUAGACCCACGACUGAUUCUGAGCCAGCCCUGUUGUCAGAGUGCAACUGGGGCUGCUCGUGUUCCAGGGAUGACUGGGACCCCAUCUGUGGGGAGGAUGGAGUCACCUACAUCUCGGCCUGCCUCGCCGGCUGCCGGGCGUCCAGCGGCGCUGGGAAAAGCACCGUAUUUUUUAACUGCAGCUGUGUUGGAACCUCUGAAUCUUCACAAAGCUCCUCAGCUGUGGUGGGACCAUGUCAAAAAGGAAAUGAGUGUCCCAAAAUGUUCCUGUAUUUCCUAGUAAUAUCAGUUAUCACUUCAUACACUUUGUCAGUAGGUGGCACACCUGGAUACAUCCUGCUUCUAAGAUGCAUUAAACCCCACUUGAAAUCAUUUGCACUUGGUAUCUAUACUCUGGCAAUAAGAGUACUUGCGGGGAUUCCAGCCCCAGUGUAUUUCGGAGUAGCCAUAGAUACCACUUGCCUGAAAUGGGGAAGCAAAAGAUGUGGGGGAAGAGGAGCAUGCAGACUCUAUGACUCCAGUGCACUCAGGCUCUGCAGUGGUUUCUGGAUCGUCCUUGAGAAAUCUGUUCUGAAUGUAGUGGGAAUUGCUCAAACAGAUCACUCAGUAAAGAAACCAGUCAUGACAGUGGAAACCAAACCCAGCAGCGUCAGUGACCCAAAUCAGGAAGCAGAACCUGACCAGCUUUCGGAUGAUGAAGGAAACAAAAAUCCAUCAGCCAAAAAGACUUCCUCUUGCACCGGGUUGAAGGUGUUCCUGGCUGCUCUGUCAUUCAGCUACUUCAGUAAAGCCUUGUCUGGUACGAUCAUGAAGAGCUCCAUCACUCAGAUUGAGAGGAGGUUUGGCCUGACCUCAUCUACCGCCGGUUUCGUCGAUGGCAGCUUCGAGAUGGGCAACUUGCUGGUGAUUGCAUUUGUAAGCUAUUUUGGAGCUAAGCUUCACAGGCCCAGAGUAAUAGCUGUGGGAUGCUUUACUAUGGCUUUGGGAUGCUUUUUAUCAGCCAUGCCUCAUUUCUUCAUGGGAUACUACAAGUAUGAGACAACAUCACAUGCAGCUGCUUCAGCCAACUUAACUUCCAGCAUAAAUCCCUGUUCCCCACAUCAAGAUGUGAAUGGCACUGUCCUGGAAGUCUCACAAUCAGGCUGUGAGAAGGAGCCAUCAUCAUACAUGUGGAUAUACAUCUUGCUGGGAAACAUGUUGCGUGGGAUUGGUGAGACACCAAUAACACCCCUGGGCAUCUCUUACCUCGAUGAUUUUGCUAGAGAAGAGAAUGUUCCUGUGUAUGUAGCGUGUUUGCACACAAUAGCCAUGAUGGGCCCCAUGUUUGGUUUCCUGUUGGGAUCUCUAUGUGCAAAACUGUACGUGGAUAUUGGAUUUGUGGAUCCAGGGAGCAUCACCAUCACCCCACAGGAUUCCCGCUGGGUGGGUGCAUGGUGGCUGGGCUUUCUAAUAGGUGGAGCAACCAGUUUCCUAUCAGCUAUUCCAUUCUGCUUCCUGCCAAGGAGUCUGGAAAAGCCAGAGGAAGCCAGGAAGGACAAAACUUCACAUGGUCUCUUGGAAAGCACGGGUGCUGUGAGGAAUAAACUUUCUCCCGGAAAAACUAAGCCAAGGAAAUGGUCAUUAAUGCUGAAAGAUUUCUGUAACUCCCUGAAAAAAGUAUUGGGUAAUCGAAUGUACUUUACAUUUUUGUGUUGCUCACUGUUACAGUUCAGUGGUUUUAUUGGUUUCUUGACUUACAAACCUAAGUACAUGGAACAGCAGUAUGGACAAUCUACAUCCAAAUCCAACUUUCUAAUAGGAAUGACAUCCUUGCCUCCUGUAGGUCUUGGAAUUUUCCUGGGAGGGCUUAUAAUGAAAAAGUACAAAAUGGGCAUCAUUGGAGCAACAAAGUUCUCAUUUAUCAUGUCAUUUUUGUCCUAUGCCAUCAGUUUGCUACACUUUUUUGUUGGCUGUGACAACUAUGUGGUGGCAGGAAUGACAGUGUCCUAUGAAGGCAAUCCCCUUCCAUACCACAACAAUUCCCUGUUUUCUGCAUGCAACUCUCACUGCCAAUGUGCCUCCAACACGUGGGAUCCUGUGUGUGGAGCCAAUGGAAUCACCUACGUCUCGGCGUGUCUGGCGGGCUGCACCACUUCCACGGGACAUGGCAAGAACACAGUCUUCCAUAACUGCAGAUGUCUUGAAAUCAAGAGUUCAUGGUCAGGAAACACAUCUGCCACCUUGGGGCAGUGUCCAAAAAGUGAUGAUUGUUCACUGAAGUUCAUUUAUUACACAGUAAUACAAGUCAUAGGCGGGUUUUGCUAUGCCCUGGGAGCCACUCCUUCAUACAUGCUUAUAUUUAGAUGUGUUCAGCCGGAGUUCAAAGCUCUCGCCGUCGGUCUGUACACCCUCGUUAUGAGGAUGCUGGCUGGGAUCCCAGCGCCGGUUUAUUUCGGUGCAGCCAUCGACAGGACCUGCUUGAAAUGGGGAAGCAGCAGCUGCGGGAAGCACGGGGCCUGCAGGCUCUACGACUCCAAUGCACACAGGUAUGUCUUCCUUGGUUUAGGAGCAAUUUUAAGAGGUCCUUCUUACUUGGUUGGAAUAUUUUUUUAUACAUUGAUAAAGAAAAACUUUCAAAACAAGAACUCCAGGCCUCUAGAGAAUGGACAAGAAGACGCUGCAAUGAAUAAAGAAGACAAUUGCAAGAUCAAAGAACGUUUGCCAGGCCCUUCUGCUGCAGAGAAUGAAUCUUCUAUUUAGAAACCAAUUUAGACCAGUGGCAUGUGAAUCAGGUCAGCUUCUUUUGGAAGUACCAUUCAAAAUGCUGUAACUAGAUAAUAAAUAAUAACACUGUAUGGAGAGCACAACUAAUAGCAAAACUGCAAACAAUAAACACUAACAAACAAGUAUGAAAAUGCCCUUUGUGUACCUGAUUGCCAGUCACAGAAAUAGAUACACAAACUGAACCAAAUUCUCAACAGGCAGAGAAAAACCUCCUUGGCAGUUCUGACAGAGCCAGUCUGGUUGUUUCAGCGGGAUCAAAGAUGCUGCCAGAACAUCCUCAUGCCAAAGGCCCACCAAAAGUGCUGCUGGUCCUGUGUGCAGGUCCAUGCAGGGGACUGGCACAGGCGAGACAAGUUCAAGUUUAGGACAAGCUUUCUGAUUCCACCAAAUUCAAUAAAAAUUCACAGUAAGCCAGAGCAUUUAAGCCAAACGCCGAAUUACAUCAUUGCACCUGGUUUUCAUCUCAAAGUUGGCAAAAGCAGUAUUUUUCCAAGAAGCAUUAUGUCUUGCCUCAGCUGAAAAAGUUAUGCCUG